UGAUCAUUUUGAGUUCCAUUGAAACAAACAAACGCUGAACCAGAAGAAGACAAAAUUCAACUUUAAAUGUUCAUUGAUUGUAAUUAACUGAUUCCAAUUAAUUAUUUUUACAGUUGCUUCAUCUCUCUGGCCAAUUAAUGAUUAACCUUUAAUUUUGCGUUUUCUUAUAAUCGUUGGUGAUUAAUCACUGGUAAUUUGGGUUGAUCACCUUGGUGUUUGAAAGGAGGAAGAGGCGUUUAUAUUUCUAUACCAGAACGUGUUAAUUUCUUCGGUAACCUCUUUACUAAUCAAAGAAAAAAUCUAUUUACAUUAACAAAUAUUGAAUUAGAUAAUCUUUGUUUCAUCCCAAUACGUCAACAAUAAGGUUCAUCGCCAUCAUCAUCAUCAUCAGCUUAUCAUCGUUACCAACGGUUCUUUCAUGUUACUCAGCCUUCCAAUUUCGUUGCUGCAAUAACAACCUCCAAUUUCAUCAUCACCAUUGGAAAUUCAAGUUGAUUAUCCUUAAAUCAUUCAACAUUCCUUCACCUUUACUACCAAUCAGACUAUUACACAGUUUGUCUGAUCUCUUUAUCCUCUAGUUCACAAUUAAGAAUUUCCUUUGUUCUAAACAAAAUCCAUUCCAAUUUAUUGGCUCAAAAAGAGUAUCGGAUUAAAAAGCUCAACCUUAUUCUUCGUAUGAUCACUCAAAUCUUCUAGAGAGAAAACAAAAAUCUCGAAAUAAUAUCAUGGAACUUGAUGAAAUAUCUUCCUUGCAAUUGGAGUUCCAAUGGCUACUCAAUGAAGAAGUCAAUGUUAUCCUCGAACAGCUGAAGCAGUUAAUCAUUGAAUGUUCUCGAAGGUUCACUGAUGAUGUAGAAGGAUUUCCUUCUCUAAUUAAGACUGAAAAGUUUGCUUUGAUGAGCACCAACGCCUCUCAUGCUGAUAAAUUGAAAAUUUUUGCUACCAUCAUGGCCGAUGAUAUAACUGCAGCGGACAUUAACAUUCGUUUGCCUAAACAUACAGCGUCUAGUCUAAGAUUUUUCAUCCAAAAUGAUUGUCAAUGGAAACUACACCAAAUCCAAGAUGCGGCCAAUCAUCUUGCUGCUGCUCUAUCACUUCUAUCAUCAUCUCCUCCACCUCUUAGGUACAUUGAGUCUGAAAACAAGUUCGACUUUCAUUCAGCUGAAGAGGUUAUUCAGAUGAUAAACACUAUUAUGAGCUAUCUACAUAAAGGGAGAAACUCCUUGAUUGUUCCUAAAACCAAGACAAUUGACGAAUUAAGGAACAGUCGUAAUAUGAAAUCAUUUCAACCUUCCAUUCCAAACGAUCUGGCUAUUAGUUUUUACAUUCAAUCCCACAAACUAGUCUGUGCAAUUUAUCAUCAACUUAAAGAUGCUCAUGGAAAUUUGAAGUUGGACAUGUACCAGGCUGAAACUUCAAUUCCAUGGUUAAGUGAAGUUCUUGUUUUAUUCACUGUUGCUCUUCAAUUUUGUCAACAACUUAAGGACAAAGUCUCAGUUUUUGCACAAUACAAGGAAAUGCAAAUCAAAGCCAUCCCAUGACUUUUACAAUCGAAUUUAUUUUUUGUUCUUUUUUUCAAGUUUUACCGAGUUUCAUCUGACUCACCUUUUUUUUCAUUAUCUACAAAUCUGUAGUUUCCAUUGUUUGUUUUUCGCUUCUUCUUCUCUAUUUCUCAAAAAAAAACUGUAGCCUCGAAUAUUUAAUAGUCGCCUAUCACUUAGUUCUAUUUGAAAUAUUAAUCUAGAAUUCUAAGCAAAAGGAGGAAAAACAAUCUCAAAGUUGUUACAUGUUUAAAAUCAUAAUCGUCAAAAAAUAUGAAUAUGAUUUAAACUAUUUGAUUGGUAUACUAAUGAGAUUCAGAGUAAUUGAAUGAACUUUUUUUUGUUGUUUUUCUGGUGUCACAAUUUAUGACGUUAAAUAAAAAUGCACCAGAAAAACUUUGUGAAUUAUGAAAAAAAAAUAUCUAAUAACUUAUUGCAAUAAUUUAAAAAUAGUAGUGUAACUUGUUUCAAACCAAACGAAUGAGAAAAUUAUUUGAAUUGAAUUAAAUCUGAUUACAAUUUAAACGAAA
Messenger RNA from Panonychus citri (citrus red mite), 2071 nucleotides. It is a transcript of the gene rogdi, whose product is annotated as protein rogdi-like. The record is from RefSeq and is a predicted model, not a curated record. Gene Ontology annotation, cellular component: RAVE complex. NCBI's taxonomy places the organism in Eukaryota, Metazoa, Arthropoda, Arachnida, Trombidiformes, Tetranychidae. Bases 726 to 1541 code for a protein of 271 amino acids. The transcript has 9 exons.